This is a messenger RNA of Saccharomyces cerevisiae S288C, 2070 nucleotides long. It is a transcript of the gene QDR3, whose product is annotated as Qdr3p. Gene Ontology annotation, molecular function: transmembrane transporter activity. The coding region runs from base 1 to 2070 and encodes 689 amino acids. Gene Ontology annotation, biological process: polyamine transmembrane transport; transmembrane transport; chemical homeostasis. The record is from RefSeq and is marked reviewed. Gene Ontology annotation, cellular component: plasma membrane. Lineage: Eukaryota; Fungi; Ascomycota; Saccharomycetes; Saccharomycetales; Saccharomycetaceae. The transcript has a single exon.
AUGCAAGCCCAAGGUUCACAAUCGAAUGUAGGGUCUUUGAGGAGUAAUUGCUCUGACAAUUCACUACCGAACAAUCAUGUUAUGAUGCACUGCGAUGAAAGCAGCGGCAGCCCGCACAGCGAGCACAACGAUUAUAGUUACGAAAAGACCAAUCUGGAAAGUACGGCAUCAAAUAGUCGUGAACACAGAGACAACCAGCUAAGUAGGUUGAAGAGUGAGGAAUACGUUGUUCCAAAGAAUCAACGUAGGGGACUAUUGCCUCAACUCGCCAUUAUACCGGAGUUCAAGGAUGCCAGAGAUUAUCCACCGAUGAUGAAAAAGAUGAUUGUCUUCUUGAUUGCGUUUUCCUCCAUGAUGGGCCCCAUGGGCACAUCUAUCAUUUUUCCAGCGAUCAACUCAAUCACAACAGAAUUUAAAACAUCAGUGAUUAUGGUAAACGUUUCAAUUGGUGUGUACCUUUUAAGUCUUGGUGUUUUCCCAUUGUGGUGGUCUUCUCUAUCCGAGCUAGAGGGCAGAAGAACUACUUACAUAACUUCAUUUGCAUUAUUGUUUGCAUUUAAUAUCGGGUCUGCUCUAGCUCCUGAUAUCAACUCAUUUAUUGCCUUGAGAAUGCUCUGUGGGGCUGCUUCUGCCAGUGUUCAAAGUGUAGGUGCUGGAACAGUGGCUGAUUUAUAUAUUAGCGAAGAUAGAGGUAAAAAUUUGAGUUAUUACUAUUUGGGUCCACUACUGGCGCCGCUACUAUCUCCAAUUUUUGGAUCUUUGUUAGUGAAUCGCUGGCCCUGGAGAUCCACUCAAUGGUUUAUGGUUAUUUUAUCCGGAUGUAAUGUCAUUCUUUUGACGGUGUUACUACCUGAAACAUUAAGAAAACAAGAUUCUAAAGGCGCUAUCGCUCAAAUUUUGGCUGAAAGACGUAUUCAAGUAGACAAUAACGAACGUGGAGAGAUACAAGAAGAUUAUCAGAGGGGAGAAGAUGAGACAGAUCGAAUUGAAAACCAAGUUGCCACAUUAUCUACUGAGAAGCAUAACUACGUUGGAGAGGUAAGGGAUCAAGACUCGCUAGAUUUAGAAAGUCACUCUAGCCCCAAUACUUAUGAUGGUCGAGCUGGAGAAACCCAAUUGCAACGGAUUUAUACAGAGGCGAGUAGAAGUCUGUAUGAAUAUCAGCUAGAUGAUAGCGGUAUCGAUGCAACAACAGCACAAGUUACGAGAAUAAGAUCAACAGAUCCAAAGUUAGCGAGAUCGAUUCGAGAAAAUAGUCUGAGAAAAUUACAAACCAACCUGGAAGAGCAAGUCAAAAAAGUGCUAUCCAGUAAUGGAGGUGAAAUCGCUCCUAAACAGGUAUCAGCGGUGAGGAAGGUCUGGGACACCUUUUUUGUUUAUUUUAUCAAGCCUUUAAAAUCAUUGCACUUCCUAGAAUAUCCACCCGUGGCACUUGCAAUAACAUUUUCCGCAAUUUCCUUUUCCACAGUAUACUUUGUUAAUAUGACAGUUGAAUAUAAAUAUUCAAGGCCUCCUUACAACUUUAAACCAUUAUACAUUGGUCUACUGUAUAUUCCGAAUUCUGUAACAUACUUUUUCGCCUCAAUUUACGGUGGACGUUGGGUGGACAUGCUUUUAAAAAGAUACAAAGAGAAAUAUGGAAUUCUUGCUCCUGAAGCUCGUAUAUCGUGGAAUGUUGUUACAUCUGUAAUAUCUUUCCCCAUUGCGCUAUUGAUAUUUGGCUGGUGCCUAGAUAAAAAAUGCCACUGGGUAACGCCACUAAUUGGAACAGCCCUCUUUGGAUAUGCAGCUAUGAUGACAAUUGGUGCUACCCUUUCCUAUUUAGUCGAUUCAUUGCCGGGAAAGGGUGCCACCGGUGUUGCUUUGAAUAAUUUAAUAAGGCAAAUCUUGGCUGCAACCGCAGUCUUUGUCACCACACCCAUGUUAAACGGUAUGGGAACUGGGUGGGCUUUCACAAUGCUGGCCUUUAUCGUCUUGGGUGCUAGCAGUGUACUUAUAAUACUGAAAAAGCACGGUGAUUACUGGAGAGAGAACUACGAUUUACAAAAAUUGUACGACAAAAUUGAUUAA